Molecule: messenger RNA, 622 nt
Organism: Sceloporus undulatus (fence lizard)
Lineage: Eukaryota; Metazoa; Chordata; Lepidosauria; Squamata; Phrynosomatidae
Gene: LEAP2
Product: liver enriched antimicrobial peptide 2
Exons: 3
Coding region: 102-332 (76 amino acids)
Biological process (GO): antimicrobial humoral immune response mediated by antimicrobial peptide; defense response to bacterium
Source: RefSeq, a predicted model, not a curated record
GAUUUCAUCUAUAAAAGUCCAGUAGCAAGCGCUGGGCAACUAUGUCCACAGGAACCCAGCACUUUUGGGGAAUAUACUGACAAGUGAAAAGCUAUCCAAAGAUGAUGCAUCUGAAAACUGCAGCAAUCAUCUUAAUCUGUUCAGUCCUACUUCUUCAGACACACGCUGCCUCAUUGUAUCCACAAAACUCUCAGCUAGUACGGCAGAGGAGAAUGACACCUUUCUGGAGAGGAAUCUCAAGACCAAUUGGGGCCUCAUGCAGGGAUAACAGUGAAUGCUCCACAAAAUUAUGCAGGAGCAAACACUGUUCUUUAAGAACAUCUCAGGAAUGAUUCUUCACUGAGAACCUGCUGCUGUUACCUUCAACAAUGCUCCUCCCUGUUUAUUUAUUAUCACCCCAUCUAACACCAUUUGUCAGAGCUUUCAAAGCUUUUAACAGUUCAGUUUUAUGGGUGCAAAGGACUUCAACAUGCCAGAAGUACAUGCUAAUUUGUUACAUUUUUCCAUCUUAUUCAAAGGUGGGCCUUUAGCCAAGCUACAGUAGCUUACAUUGAUUGUGCUUUUUAUAUUGUUUGUAUUUCAUGUUUUUUCUAUGCAAGAUAUUAAAACUCUGUUAAACAAA